Messenger RNA from Myotis lucifugus (little brown bat), 3343 nucleotides. RefSeq names its product radical S-adenosyl methionine domain-containing protein 2. Gene Ontology annotation, cellular component: endoplasmic reticulum; lipid droplet; mitochondrion. Gene Ontology annotation, molecular function: catalytic activity; 4 iron, 4 sulfur cluster binding. The annotation marks the transcript as partial. Gene Ontology annotation, biological process: positive regulation of immune response; defense response to virus. The transcript has 5 exons. The record is from RefSeq and is a predicted model, not a curated record. NCBI's taxonomy places the organism in Eukaryota, Metazoa, Chordata, Mammalia, Chiroptera, Vespertilionidae.
GUCCCGGGUUCGAUCCCAGUCAGGGCCCAUGCCUGGGUCGCGGCUCAGUCCCCAGUAGGGGGCGUGCAGGAGGCAGCUGGUCCCUGCUUCUCGCUCACUGUGGGGUAUCUCCUCUCCGCAGGCAUGGAGAAGGUGAACUUCUCGGGCGGGGAGCCGUUCCUGCAGGACCGCGGGGAGUACCUGGGCCGCCUGGUGAGGUUCUGCAAGCAGGAGCUGGGCCUGCCCAGCGUCAGCAUCGUCAGCAACGGCAGCCUCAUCCGCGAGCGCUGGUUCGUGAAGUACGGCCAGUACCUGGACAUCCUCGCCAUCUCCUGCGACAGCUUCAACGAAGACGUGAACGUCCUCAUCGGCCGCGGCCAGGGGAGGCUCAACCACGUGGAGAACCUCCGGAAGCUGAGGCGCUGGUGCAGGGAGUACCGCGUGGCCUUCAAGAUCAACUCCGUCAUCAACCGCUUCAACGUGGACGAGGACAUGCGCGCGCACAUCCAGGAGCUGAACCCGGUGCGCUGGAAGGUGUUCCAGUGCCUGCUCAUCGACGGGGAGAACGCGGGGGACGGCGCCCUGCGGGAGGCCGAGCGCUUCGUCAUCAGCAAGGAGGAGUUCCAGGGCUUCCUGGACCGGCACCGCGAGGUGCCCUGCCUGGUGCCCGAGUGCAACGACAAGAUGAAGGACUCCUACCUGAUUCUGGAUGAGUAUAUGCGCUUCCUGAACUGCAGAGAGGGCCGCAAGGACCCGUCCCGCUCCAUCCUGGACGUGGGCGUGCAGGAGGCCAUCAAGUUCAGCGGCUUCGACGAGGCGACGUUCCUCAAGCGCGGAGGCAAGUACGCCUGGAGCAAGGCCGACCUGCAGCUGGACUGGUAGGGCAGCCGGCCGCCUGGCCGCGGCGCGGGGCCCCUGCCGCACCUGGGGGGCCCGCGGACUCCCCGCCCCGCACGGUGGCGGACCGUGUGGUAACUGAAAUCCACGGACGCGGACCAUUCGCUGCGGCCACUUCGCUUGUUUGGUUUGGUUGGGGUGUUUUGAGCACCGUUUCCGGUGAUCCCUGCGUUUCCAUCUCCAAGUCAUCUUUCCUGGUUUGUUCAUUUGAUGGUCACGUCUUUUCUGCUGAAUCCCCAGAGGCCAGUGUGCACAUCUGGAAAAAACUGGAAAAAACUGGAGAAAAUUGGAACACUCCCUGCGGCCACGGCUGCUUGUGGCAACGCCGUCUCCCUUCCUGCCCUCGCACCACGGCCACCCUGGACUCCCUCCCCCGGCGUGCAGCACGCGGCACAGGUGUGUCCGGCUCAGGAACGGCCACCUUAUCAGGCUUCAGUGCCGGCCCGGGGAGGUAGCCGCGUCCCCCGAUGAUGCUGGGACCAGCCCAGGGCCCAGGCUGACUGCUCCAUAAACGAGGGCCCUCUCUCUCUCUCUCUCUCGCUCUCUCGCUCUCUCUCUCUCUCCUUCCUCCCCAAGAUUCCUAGCAAAUCCCAGGUACACUUCCUAGUUCACGAUGAAGUUGGCCAGGGCUCAGGCCUUGGGUUGUUGUGUGGACCUAUUAUUCAAGCCACACGAGUCUGUUAAGCAGAAACUGGGGCGUGUACGGGGCAGAUGGCUGUUGGCUCGGGCGGUGGGAGAGCGUGAGGAGGGGCACACACCAACCGGGCCCCCUGUGGACGGAGCCGAGGGCCCGCGUCCUGCUUCUCAAGUCCUCGGGGCCACUGGGAGUGAAGCGCCGUCCAGGCCCGAGGACAGGGCCCCACGUCUCUCCCUCGCACCACGCGAGACCGGGAGGGACCUGUCCCCGAAAGGGGUCAGGGCCAGAGCCCUUGUUUAUGUAACCGAGUCCUUGUUUAUGGCCUGGAAAAGGAUAACUUCCUGUCAUUGUUUCCAAAAAAGCAAAAUCAUGGAAAAUUUUUGGCAGGAGCAGAGGAAAGAGCUAUUUUCAUCCCGCUGCCACUCCGCUGCCCGCCACUGGGUGGCGCGUGCCCGGCCGCACGGCCCGCUGCACUGGCUGGUCUGUUCUCAAGGCCUGCGGAGUCGAAGGGUCUGUCCUUCGCGUGUCUGUUUCUCAGCAAAGACAUCCCUCCUUCCGAGUUCAAGCCCCUGUCAUUCAGCAGGAAUGUGUGUGUGUCCCGGAGUGUUGUCCUCAGUUUUCCACAAAACACACACACACACAGAUGAAGCAGCUACUGCGUCCGGGGCCCUAAACGAACGCCCCGGCUUUCCCUGGGCGGAAAAGGAGGAAAAGGUGGAUUAGCGAGCUGUUCUCCCCUGUGGACGUGGACGGGAUCGAGGCUAUGAUGAUGUCGCUGUAAUCAGUAUAAUCAGCGUAAACAGAACUCGGGGGUUUUCUUCGCUUAACGUGCGUGUGCUCUGCCAGUCGUCGCAUUAUUCCACGCGAGGAAGCUCGUCGGGCGCUCCCGCCCUGGGUGCCUCUGAAACAGGACCCCAGCCUGAGUCACCUCCUCCGACCGGAGGGGCUGUUUCUCCGCUGAAGGAGCCGGGACUUCUCCUGCCCCGAAGGGAAACAUCAAACAAAACCCAGCGAAAGCUGCCAUCGGAAGCUGCGGCUCCUGCUCCGUGUUCCACUGCCGGGAAAGCUCAGCCUUCCUCGUGCCCUCAGGACGGCGAAGCCUGGAUGUUUAAAACGUUCGCAUGCUCCCCUCUCUCAGCCGCGAGCAGCUCGGGGUUUGUGGCGCGGUGCUUCCGAGUUGGAUUGUAUAACGUGGUGCUUGACGCUCUCAGUUUUAAACGCGAGUCUCCAGUUUCAUGAAACGUGUUCCCUGGUUGCUGGGAAGCACAGGGCGGUGGGCGCGAGGCACCUCCGUGUGAGUGUGACGGGCAGAGGCCGCGGAGCCUUGCAUUCCUGCGGACGUCUGGCUGUGGUAGCGGGACUGGGACUUCGUCUUCAGGAGCCUAGAUCUACGCUGACGCGAGCCAUCGUCCAUCCGGCCUUCAGUGCGACUCCUCUGUGUUCUUUAGCCGAAGGGGAUGGGAAUGGGCCCCUGCUGUCACCUGUGAAGAUGAGUGAGACCAUUUGGCGGCACCACCCGGAACGCAGGCGCCUGCCCUGCGUCUGGCGGGAGUUUGGGAUCUAGUUGUUGGGUCGAGAGAGAGAGAACCUGAUACUAAAGCGAGCGAACAGGUCACCUGGGUCUCAAUCGGACGAUCGGUGCGGCCACCCCUCGCAGAAGAUGCUCAGUCCGCUGUGAUCACAGAAGCAACUCGCGCCCUAGGGUUUACCAUGCUGCCUUGAGUGUGACUCGCGCUCUGAGAUCCUAGGGAAACGCAUGUAUAUAUUGUCCUCUGUGGCUGGUGCUGUGUUGGAAGAUAUCAUGUAUUAAAAUGUGUUUUGUACGAGCCU